AUAUUCUACGACAUCCAAAAUAAUCCCACCAAACCAUUAGGACAUCUCAUACGAGGGACCAGGCGCUAUACGAGCUGUAGGCUAUGUGAAUAAAAGGCCCCGUGCUGAUUUUGUUGAGGCUUCUCUGAUGGACGACGAAAUGGACGAACGACCAUCAAAUUCCUCAACGCCGCGGGAACUUACUCAAAACCCUCUAAAGAAAAUCUGGAUGCCAAACAAGAAUGGCCUUCCUGAGAAACACAUUUCUCAAAGAAAAGUAUGUAUGACCAACUGCCCCACCCUCAUUGUGACGGUGGGUCUCCCAGCCAGAGGGAAGACCUACAUCUCGAAGAAGCUGACUCGCUACCUCAACUGGAUAGGUGUACCCACAAGAGAGUUCAAUGUUGGCCAGUACCGGCGUGAAUGUGUGAAGAUCUACAAGUCCUUUGAGUUUUUCCUACCAGACAAUGAGGAGGGACUGAAGAUACGGCAGCAGUGUGCCACAGCUGCUCUGAAUGAUGUCAGACAGUACCUUACUGAUGAAGGAGGCCAAGUUGCGGUGUUUGAUGCCACAAACACCACCAGGGAAAGAAGAGAGACCAUCAACCAGUUCGCUGAGCAGAAUGGUUUUAAGGUGUUCUUUGUGGAGUCGGUUUGCGAAGACCCAGAUGUCAUUCAAGAGAACAUAGUGCAAGUGAAACUGGGCAGCCCUGACUACACCAACUGUGACACAGAGGAAGCUGUGCAGGACUUCAUGAAGAGAAUCAAGUGUUAUGAGAACUCCUAUGAACCUCUUGACGAGGUCCAGGACAGGGAUCUGUCCUACAUUAAGAUUAUUGACGUGGGCCAACGGUACCUGGUGAACCGGGUCCAGGACCACAUCCAGAGCCGCAUCGUCUACUACCUGAUGAACAUCCACAUCACCCCACGCUCCAUCUACCUCUGCCGCCACGGAGAGAGUGAACUCAACAUCAAGGGCCGCAUUGGAGGAGAUUCUGGGCUCUCAAACAGGGGCAAAGAGUUUGCCAAGUACCUAGACCACUUCAUCCAGUCUCAGGAGAUCAGUGAUCUGAAGGUGUGGACCAGUCAGAUGAAGAGGACCAUCCAGACUGCAGAGGCUCUCAAUGUGCCCUAUGAGCAGUGGAAGGCUAUUAACGAGAUAGACGCGGGUGUGUGUGAGGAGAUGAUGUAUGAGGAAAUCCAGGAACACUACCCUCUGGAGUUUGCUAUGAGGGACCAGGACAAAUACCGUUACCGUUAUCCAAAGGGAGAGUCCUAUGAGGACUUGGUGCAGCGGUUAGAGCCAGUCAUCAUGGAGCUGGAGAGGCAGGAGAAUGUGCUCGUCAUCUGUCACCAGGCCAUCAUGCGCUGCCUGCUGGCCUACUUCCUGGAUAAAACAGCAGAGGAGCUGCCCUACCUGAAGUGCCCACUGCAUACUGUGCUGAAGCUCACACCAGUGGCUUACGGCUGUAAGGUGGAAUCCAUCUACCUGCAUGUGGAAGCUGUGAACACCCACAGAGAUCGACCAGAGAACGUAGAGGUGUCGCGGAUGUCAGAUGAGGCUUUGCUAACAGUCCCAGCUCACCAAAUGUAAACGUCCAUCGCACUACUGAAGAUGCCUUGCAGACCGUCCCAUCUCACCUUUGACCUUGUAUCUGCUUGUCAGACAUGUUGGAAGGGGAGACUUCUAGCCCUCAUUCUCUGUUUGCCUCCAAGAUACACUCAUCGGGUACAACAAUGGCAGUGACAUAUUUUUGUAAUGUGAAACCUAAAAUUAUUUGUGUUAUAACUAUUUUGAAUAACUGGUAUCACUGAACCUUUUGUGUGACACUGUACAGUAUUAAAGGGAUUGUUAAGGUUUAGACACUUUCUGGGAAAAUUAUUUAAAGACAUUACUUUAUGAUCAUAGAAUGAGUAGCACUUGAUAAGGUGUUCAUGUAAUUUUCAAAAAUAGUGAAGUAUAAUGAAACAACUUCCUCAAACAAUAAUCUGAUGCCAUUUGAAGUGAACACAAAAUGUUAUUUUAAGCACCAAUAUGGGCAAGAUAUGGACACGUGGUAAGAAUGUUGCCUCUAUUAAACCAUUGGAAGACAGAAAAGUAGUUAAUUGGGAAAACGUUCUAUUAAAAUCACAGAUGAACACUAAUGAAAACCCACAAUAAUGGGCCCUAAGGGUUAAGUCAAUCCCCUUUUCCCCACAUCAGCAACACCCCCUUUUCUGUAUAUCGACAACAUAUCUGUUGCACCAUCACAUUGCCAUUGUGCCUUUUGAGGAGGGCACUUAAAAACCAUGCAAUGUCACAGUACGGUUAGUGUAUGUUGGAGAAUAAUAUAUAAUAUUUUUUUUCUAUUAUGCUUAAAUCACAUCUGAAAAUGUUUUGACAUAUAUGGAAUCAAUAACAAUUUGGGUUUGAUGGAUACUUUAACACAUUAAAAUGUUAUCUGAACUGUUAAUACAUUUUUGGUUUGACUUA
Molecule: messenger RNA, 2452 nt
Organism: Osmerus eperlanus (European smelt)
Lineage: Eukaryota; Metazoa; Chordata; Actinopteri; Osmeriformes; Osmeridae
Gene: pfkfb4a
Product: 6-phosphofructo-2-kinase/fructose-2,6-biphosphatase 4a
Exons: 15
Coding region: 128-1573 (481 amino acids)
Biological process (GO): fructose metabolic process; fructose 2,6-bisphosphate metabolic process
Cellular component (GO): cytosol
Molecular function (GO): ATP binding; 6-phosphofructo-2-kinase activity; fructose-2,6-bisphosphate 2-phosphatase activity
Source: RefSeq, a predicted model, not a curated record